AUGUGUACGACUCCCAUGAUAACCAACUUUAAUCCAAACAACACGGUGGCCUCUGGUAAUUGUGGCAAGACAACCGCUGUGCUUCGGUUGAGUGACGGAAACUUUAAAGUUGAUUUCCUGUUUGCUGUGAAAAAUUCAACCUCUUCGGAAAAAUUCUAUCUGAAAGGAGUGGAUAUCACUGUGGCGGAUUCACCAAAUGCUACUAUUUCGGCCUCAAAUCACACCCUCAACAACUGGGAAACCACCAUGGGGAACUCAUACCUGUGCCGAAAAGAAGAAUCGAUCCUGGUGAGCCCUGGCUAUAAAAUAAACAUCUUUGAUUUAAAGAUCCAGCCAUUUGAAGUGGAAGAAGGGCAAUUUUCAGCAGCUGAAGAUUGCAUUCCAUCAGGGGACAACUUCUUCGUGCCACUCCUGAUGGCAGUAGCCUUGGUAGGCUUAGUUUGGUUGGUGGUGAUGGCAUAUUGUACUAAAAUUCGGCAUCGUGCUGGCUAUAGACAGAUCUAGCGGCGAAAAACCAAUGCAGGGUGAAGGCUUCCCUUUUCAAACUGCCAAGGAAGAAGGAUUGGUGUUAAUUUCUCACACUUGUUUGUAACUUUCCAAAAAACAAAAAAAAAUCGCACAAAAGAACUGCUCUACCAACAGAAAGACGUUGGGGUUAACGGUCGUUGGAUUGGUGACUUAUUAUGAUCAGCUUAGAAGAGACUCCUGAAUUUGGAUUUAAGCCAAUAGAAGCAUAGAAAGGACCUACCCAUUUUGGGGUGAUUUAAAGGCGGCCAACAUUGUAACUUUAACAUGUUCAGCAUCAUUUUGAAAGAAGAAGUACACUAAAUUAUACUAAAGAAAUUCAAGAAAAAAAGAGAUACAUGCUUCCAAACAGUUGGGUUUUUUUUUUUCAUACUAUGCUAGUGCUUUGCACCCUUAUGAAAAAGCUGUGCUGUUGAAAUGGGGUGUUUUUGUAAAACGUUGAUGUCACAAAAGCAUUUUUGAGGGUGUUGAAAUAUCCUGUGUUUGUUUUCUCUGCUGCUUCGGUUAAACCAUCUUGCAAAGACACCAGCCAGAAUUGCAAACCCAUGCAUGGAGAGUAUGUGUGUGUGUGUGGAACCAGAAAGUGUUGGCGUUCCUAAACCCAAGAUCGUGACUCGGUGUUGACUCUGCCUGAAAUGUGAACCAGAUUUUUGAACAGGGCAGCUGGAUUCACAUGUUACGAAGCCACGGCUUAAUACAAUAGCUACCCAGUCACCAUAAUAGUAAGCCAACAACUUGGUUUAGCCAGCCACAUGGGAUCAGGCUGGGAUGGGGGUUAACUAUUCUGGACAUAGUUAGAUCAUUCCUAUCUUCCCACAAGGUCAGCUACAAAGAAGUGCAAAUUAGCAAUUGUGCAAGUUAAGAGAGGGCCUGCUCUAAUUAGCCCUGUCUGGUAAGUGUUCAUUUGGGAAAGUUGGUAAAUCAGGAAGACAACUUAAGAGCCAAAUGGUUAAGACCAACCCACCAACCCUUACCCAACAUAAAUUAAAUUUAAGUAUACUGCU
This is a messenger RNA of Pseudonaja textilis, 1529 nucleotides long. The record is from RefSeq and is a predicted model, not a curated record. NCBI's taxonomy places the organism in Eukaryota, Metazoa, Chordata, Lepidosauria, Squamata, Elapidae.